Dipodomys spectabilis (banner-tailed kangaroo rat) is the source of this 4130-nucleotide messenger RNA. RefSeq names its product SDS3 homolog, SIN3A corepressor complex component (gene Suds3). The coding region runs from base 116 to 1102 and encodes 328 amino acids. The transcript is spliced from 12 exons. Gene Ontology annotation, molecular function: histone deacetylase binding. The record is from RefSeq and is a predicted model, not a curated record. Gene Ontology annotation, cellular component: Sin3-type complex. Gene Ontology annotation, biological process: negative regulation of transcription by RNA polymerase II. NCBI's taxonomy places the organism in Eukaryota, Metazoa, Chordata, Mammalia, Rodentia, Heteromyidae.
CCGGCGGGGACGGGGUCGUCGCGGCCGCCGCUCCUCCUUGAGUUCGGGGCCGCCUGAGGCGCCGUCGCGGCGACGUCGGGGCCGCCCGAGAGGUGGCCGCGGGCUCCGAGGCGACAUGAGCGCGGCGGGGCUGCUGGCUCCGGCGCCGGCCCCGGCUGGAGCGCCGCCCGCCCCGGAGUUCUACCCGGAGGAGGACGAGGAGCUGGAGAGCGCCGAGGACGACGAGCGCAGCUGCCGGGGCCGCGACUCGGACGAGGAUACGGAGGAUGCCAGUGAGGCUGACCUGGCAAAGCAUGAUGAAGAAGACUAUGUAGAGAUGAAAGAACAGAUGUAUCAGGACAAACUGGCUUCUCUGAAGAGGCAGCUGCAACAGCUGCAGGAAGGCACAUUGCAGGAAUAUCAGAAGAGGAUGAAAAAGUUGGACCAGCAAUACAAAGAAAGGAUCCGGAAUGCAGAGCUCUUCCUCCAGCUGGAGACUGAACAAGUGGAAAGAAACUACAUCAAAGAAAAGAAGGCAGCAGUGAAGGAAUUUGAGGACAAGAAGGUGGAGCUGAAGGAGAACCUGAUUGCAGAACUGGAAGAAAAGAAGAAAAUGAUUGAGAACGAGAAGCUGACUAUGGAGCUGACGGGAGACUCUAUGGAGGUGAAGCCUAUCAUGACCAGAAAGUUGCGGAGACGACCAAAUGAUCCGGUCCCCAUCCCAGACAAGAGGAGAAAACCUGCCCCUGCUCAGCUAAACUACUUGUUAACAGACGAGCAGAUCAUGGAGGAUCUGAGGACCUUAAAUAAGCUUAAGUCACCCAAGAGACCAGCAUCCCCAUCCUCCCCCGAACACCUGCCUGCUACACCCACGGAGUCUCCAGCCCAGAGAUUUGAGGCUCGAAUAGAAGAUGGCAAACUAUAUUACGAUAAAAGAUGGUACCACAAGAGCCAGGCCAUCUAUUUGGAGUCAAAGGACAACCAGAAACUGAGCUGUGUGAUCAGCUCUGUUGGAGCCAAUGAGAUCUGGGUGAGAAAGACCAGCGACAGCACCAAGAUGAGGAUCUACCUGGGCCAGCUUCAGCGCGGGCUCUUUGUGAUCCGCCGGCGGUCAGCGGCUUGACUUUCUGCAGCGUCUCUUCUCCCCAGACCCUUUUUCUGGAGUGGUUUUCAUUUUGGUUUGUUUUCUUAAUAGAAAAUUCUUAACUUACCGGGAAUAGCUACUUCCUUGGAAUGGAGGACACUUGCGGAUCCUGCCAGGCAGGCUGUGGCUGGCCACUUCCGUCCCUGCCACUCCUCCCUGCCUCGGCCUCCUCCAGCGUCAGGCACCACGGGACCCUUACUGUCAGGAGUACUUGGGGGUUUGAUUUACGUUAUUUGUAUUUCUUUAUUUUGUGCUUAUACUUUGACUUUUUGUUCAAACCUUGAGCUUGAAGGGAGAGCUGUUUUCCUUACCCUUACGUCUUUCUAUCAUGAAGACGAGCUGGAAGGAAUCCACUGAAUGGUGUAUUUCCCUGUUUGCAUCUGAUGAGUGGAUGGUACAUCUCCUUCCCUUGUUGGGCCCUACUCACUGUGGCCCCAGAAGCCUGGGGCAAAGGACCAGGCAGAAGGAGAUUGGUUUUCCUGGCUCUUGGCCUUCUCAGAGAAACAAAUGCUUGUGUAACAGCUAGCACAUGCCAUAUAUUCCACUGGCUGUCCGGAGACUGUGCAUCUAAGUAAUUGGGACUGGGGAGCUGACAUUUUGUAUCCCUAACAUGCUGAAGUUACCAUAUUUUAAAUAUUAUUUAAUGCACGUGAUUUAUUCAAACAUGUCUGCUCCUCCUCAGGCUAGAACAAGAGGCAGUAAUUUCCAGUUUUCAUUUGUAAUUCUUUUCUCUCCCCAGUUCCCAGAUAGCUAGAAAUGUUGCAUACCUCGGACCAAGCGUCUAAGUAUGCUCUAGUUAGCGGGGCAGCGAGGCUGGUAGUGCAGUAGUUGGGGAUCUCUAGACUCCUUUAUAAGUCAGGGUCACUGGUGCUGAUGCCAUGGCUGGGUGUCCCUCUGUCGGACACAUAAUUCACUGGGAGAUAGGGCUCUGCACAUGACUGGAUGCAGCUAGAGGAUAAAGAAUCUGUUGUCACACAGCUGUUAGUACCUCUCUGGGCACCUUAGGACAUCCUUGUAGUAUUCCUAUUGGUCAGGCCCUUGGAUGCCAUUGUUGUCUCGUACUGUACAGAGCCUACAGCAAGUUGUGGUGACAAGUGAUUUGCUGACUCCUAAGUUCUGGCUUCCACAGAGACCAAACCUUUCUGAUUGGUAAAGACUUGUACAGAUAGGUUUUCAUUUUAAUUUAUGCUUUCAUUUUCUUCCUGGUGUUGGCAGGAUAAAUGAUGUUGUUUAUCAGAAGUUGUCUAGGUGUUCCCUCUAUUUCUUCCCUGCCCCUCCCCCAUUGUUACCAUGUUUACCACAGUGUACCAUGACUGUGGUAAGCAGAGGCUCCUCCCCUCUUGACAGUGCUUGGUGGCCCAGGCUGUGAUUGAGGAUGUCUCUUGCCACUGGCAUAUGUAAUGUUGCUUGCCAGGGUGCUGCGGUGGGAACUUAGUUAAAUAUGUUUAGUAUGUUUUGCCAUCCGAGGUUUUAAGAGAGAUUUCAACCUGUCACCUCCCUUGUCUUCCCACACAGUACAUUAAAGUGUGUUGUGGCUAGGGUCCCAUCCACGGUCACAGGGUCUGCGGUAAAGCAGUGGCAUGUUGCCUUCUGUUCUUCACUUGUCUGAGUGCAGCCUUGUGUUUUGGUGAAGUCACCCUCGGCCUGAGGGCUGGGGUGUGGCCACUGCCACCCUCUCAGUACCCUCAGAAGCCUCAGUUGUGACCCAGUAAGAGGAGGGGAAAUGCAGUCUCAGGACAAACCACAGUGAAUUCCCUCACCCUGAGGUAGGAAUACAGCAGCCAAGAGGAGAGGCCUGUGAGUGGAUAUGGUGGUUGUCUGUGAGGAUGGAACACAGCUGGAGGGAAUUCAGACAGACUCCUAGAGAAGAGGCUAUAGGGCUGUUCUUACCCCACAAGCUGAGAACCCUUGCAGUAAGCCUUCAAAUCAGGUGAAGCCCCAGAUUCAACUGUGUCAAGCAAGGUGGCCUUUGGAAAAAUCAGUCCAGACAAGUCUGAUCAAGAACCUGCUGGUUGGUUGGUGUGGCUGAAAUCCUAGCUACUUGAGUUGGAGAGCGGUGGGGUAAGGCCAGCCUGGGCAGAAGUUAAACUCCAUCACAAUCAGUAAAGCUGUGAGUAACGGCAUGUAUCUGUCACCCCAGCUACCUAGGAGGCAUACAUAAUAGCAUCACUGUCCAGGCUGGCCUGGGCAAAAACGUUAAGACCCUAUUAAAGAAAGAAAGCAAAAAAAAAAGAUGAAGGGCAUGGCACAAGUUAGAUCCCUUGCCUAACAAGGUUCAGGUCCCUGAGUUCAAAUCCCAGUACUGCCAAAAAAACAUGCACACAUUUUCUGUGAGCCAUGCCUCCAAGUACCACAUCCAGUGUUCGUUGGGGAUGUUGUGUGUCCUCUCUCAAGCCAGGGUCUUUGUGAACAGUUUGCAGACCGGUUUCUGUAGCUGUACAAUGCCAGGGCAUUUCUAUUCAUUUGUAUGCCAGUGUUUUGGAUGUCUUAACUACCUACCUUAAAAGUUUUCUUUUUGAACUUCUCACUGGGUAAGAGCCUCACCACUGAUCUAUGAAUGGAGCCUCAUGAAUUUGUGUAGGAGGUCCUGUGUCAGUGCUGGGUGGCUUUUCUAAGUGAAAUAAGGAGGGGCAGGGUUGGGGUAAGGGUCACUGCUUUUUUUAACCUGACUGGUGUGGGGGUGGGGAAUCUUCUUAUCUACAGUAUUUUUCUUUUAAGCCUUGAAUUUUUUGCUAAGUAAUUUCCUCCUUAUUUAAAAAUUUUGUCUUUAUCUGGGAAUUUGAAAUCUCAGUAUUUAGUGCAUCACCAGUUUUUCCAAAGAGUCUGAACCAUUUUAAUGCCAGAACCUGGUAAAUCUGCAGCCAUUUCAAGCAGCUGGUGAGCUUUUUUAUACAUUUUAGGCUUGUUACCAUUAAAUGUCUCGAAAGGUGAAUGUAAAUUGUAAAAAAGAAUAGGGUUUUUGUUUGUUUGUUUGUUUUAAAUAAACUUUCCAAGAGAAACAAUCCAA